Penicillium canescens is the source of this 768-nucleotide messenger RNA. RefSeq lists its product as uncharacterized. The record is from RefSeq and is a predicted model, not a curated record. NCBI's taxonomy places the organism in Eukaryota, Fungi, Ascomycota, Eurotiomycetes, Eurotiales, Aspergillaceae. The coding region runs from base 1 to 768 and encodes 255 amino acids. The transcript has 2 exons.
AUGCCAAAACAAGCGACAACGUCGAGAAACCCAUUGGUGCCGCCCCAACGCGCGGUUCCCCGGUCGACAGGGGCGGGAAGAUCUCUUGCGCAGCCCAUAGGGACUUUGCCUAGGAACGCGACCGGUGGUCUUGAACCGGCGUCGCAACGGCCAAUAAAUGUUCGAGAAGUACCUGGACGAACUUCCCACGCAUCCAGAACCUUGAAUCAAGACGACAGAGAAGCAAACUUCGAGAUCGUCCACGCUAAUUGUAAAAAGACCAUCGAGAACGCCGACGCACUCAACCGACAGCUUACAGCUCGGUUUAAUGAGAAACGACGUGAAAUCGCCAAUAAUGCGCAGCAGUUUACCAAGGAGAGAUCCGACAUGAUGAUCAAGAUUCAGCAGUACCACCUGGAGAUACAGAAGCAGUCGGGCGAGGUACAACGCUUGAAUGGAGAAGUUAUUAGGCUGGAGACACUUCUUGAGACGGCCAACUCGAAUGCCCGUAACUUGCUCUCGCGAAGUGACCUGCAACAGAUGCUGGAAGAUAUUCAUACUGCUGGCCAGUCAUUCAUGAGCCAUCUCGAAACCCGAAUGAACGAGAAUGAGACCAAGAUGGAUGAAAACGGAAAUGCGCAGAAUUUCACUCAGCUGCCGGGAAUAGAUGUGACGGGCGACUGGCUCGACACGGAAGCGUUCGAUGUGAUCAAUGACUCUGGGGCUUUUGCGGAGAUGCCAGCCACCAUGUUCCCCGCAUCUGACCAGGACAGCGUGCCAAACAUCUAA